Molecule: messenger RNA, 1303 nt
Organism: Carassius auratus (goldfish)
Lineage: Eukaryota; Metazoa; Chordata; Actinopteri; Cypriniformes; Cyprinidae
Product: coiled-coil domain-containing protein 86-like
Exons: 4
Coding region: 134-991 (285 amino acids)
Cellular component (GO): nucleolus
Source: RefSeq, a predicted model, not a curated record
UUCUUAAUGAUUUUUCUUCUUCGCUUGUCGAAGCACAGGAGGAAUACACGUGUGUUUCCGCCUAUGGUUUCCGCACGUGUAGAUUUCAUUACAGUUUAAUUAUUUUUGUUUUGUAUUGAUCGACACAACUCCGAUGAUGUCUGCGUCUAUAAACAAGAAAACAAACGGAGGAGAGGCUGCCACAAAGACAGAAGCUCUCGACAACGAAGAGGACUCUCCCAUUGUGAGCCGCACACGCAGCGGUCGCAGAAUACGGACACCCGCGGCCAAAACUCCCGUCCGCCGGACCAGAAAGUCCGUUGUGCGGGAAGAUCCGGCAGAAUACACCGAGGCUCGGCAAGAAUCACCACCCGAUGAGAGUACAGCAGAUACUCAAAGCGACCAGUGCAGUCCACAGACAGAACCAGUGUGUCCAGAUCUGUCCACAUCAGCAGAUGUCAGUCAAGAGUCAGGUCUGAUAGGGUCAGAUCAGACCAGUGAGAAGGAAAACGUGGUAAAUAAUACAGAGACUGAAGCCACUGGUCCCACUGACCCCAAGAAAAGGGGCAAAAAAAGGACUCACUCAGAAUCCAGUGAGAAGAAAAGUAAGAUGGUACCUCUGGGGAAACCUAAAUCAGGAAGAGUUUGGAAAGACAGAAAUAAGCAAAGGUUCUCUGCUCUGUUGAGAGACAAACCUCUGCGUACAUCAUGGGAAACAAAGAUGGAGGCCAAGAGAGAGAAGCAGCUGGUGAAGCAGUACCACCAACAGCUGAAAGAUGAGCAGGCCAGAGAGAAAGAGGAGAAAAAGAAGAGGAGAGCAGAAAACCUGAGAAGACGAGCAGAAAAUGAAAGAAAAGCAGAGAUUGUGCAAGUGAUUAAGAAUACAGCAAAGAUCAAGAGAAUGAAGAAGAAACAGCUGAGGAAGAUUGAGAAAAGAGACACGCUCUCGAUGGUGCAGAAAACACCACCCAGUGUCAAGAAGGGAGCAGGGAACACAACCAGCAGCUUGUAGAGCGUUUCAGUACAGUACUGUGAGAGAUCUCAUCAGAUCUUAACAUGCUAUUGUAUAUACGUGUGUAGUGCCUAUUGAAUGGACUGACAUGUGAACCUCACUAUGGAAAAUACUAGGGACCUGUAAUAAUGUUGGAUCAGUGACCCUUAAGUGGACCGCUUGGGUUGUGAAUCUGCUUUAAGUCUCUGGGUUUGAUGUAAUAUUUGUACAGCAAAAUAAAAAUCAAACUCAUGGAAAAUGUCACCAAUCUUUUUUUUUAUUAUUAUUUGAUUGUCUCAUUAAAAAACAAUUUAAAUAAAUAUAUUUAUCGAU